Messenger RNA from Suillus subalutaceus, 1317 nucleotides. RefSeq lists its product as uncharacterized. Lineage: Eukaryota; Fungi; Basidiomycota; Agaricomycetes; Boletales; Suillaceae. The transcript has a single exon. Bases 1 to 1317 code for a protein of 438 amino acids. The record is from RefSeq and is a predicted model, not a curated record.
AUGUCCAUCAAUUCACCAUUAGACAAGACGUCCUUCACCCUUGACACCGGAGGUGUCAUGGGGUUCUUCGGCGGGGAAGAAGCCCUCUCCGCGAUGUCCACUGUGCAUCUUUACCAAGGCAGACGUUGGCUUGGGUGGUACAACUCUCCUGGAAGCUAUAUUGUUGCCAAGAAAUUUGGGCAGUUGGCGAAAUCUAGAUUUUGGGAUGGCGUCUUUCCUGGACCCAAUCCAACGCCGGAAGAAAUGUUUGGGCUGGAUGGGAAGAAUGGACCUCGCUUUAUUGGAGUGUUUUCUGGCACAGAUAUGACUACAGGGCACCUCGCAUACCUUACAGCCCAAAAGGCAAAGGAGACCAAGGAGAAGAUCCGUCUCGGAGGAAGAAUAACUGCACCAGGGUCGGUGAGCAUCAUAGAUGUCGACGACGUGAAAUUGAAGCAAGGCGGUAACGUACCGACGAUGAAAGUUUAUCAUGCCCUGUGUGCUGCUAUACCCAUCACCAGCAGUCUGGCAUCAUGCCUCGUUUGCGCUUUUAUUCGUGAUUGGCUCGCAUUUGCGCUGGUCAUCCUGGGCAUGGUAUCGAAUGGCCUGGCUUGCUUCGUCAUCGGUUCAGGGAAGCUGCAUUUCCAGCUUGUCGAACCUUCGCCCUACGCACCGCGCGGAGAUGGGUUUCUUUUGAUGCACAAUGACAUUGUCAUCUUGAAGGGCGCAGAGAAAGAGGUCGCGUCGAUAACCAAAGGCAAACUCGUGCUGGACAUGGGUGACAAUGAAAAGUUCAACGCCAUCGGGAUCUGCUCCCUCCUACUCCUGUUGCAGUUUCUUAUUCAACUCCUCUUCGUUCCUCGAGUAACGCUGGUCGGCCAGAUUAUGUUCCUGUCGUCACUUGCGGUGUCUUGGGCGUACAAUUCGUUUCUGUCGUCACUAGAGAACGAGAAGAUUCAGACAGAUCUGCUGUGGAAAUCACUCGAUAAACCACCAAUCACAAAAUUUGCGCUCCCCAACAGAGGGUCGCAAGCGGCAUGCGCAUGCUUCGUCUUACACGCAGGCGUCGACAUAUCAAAGAAGUCGUCUAUAAACUUCAAGCCGAAGAAGAUCUUGGAGUGCAUGAUCCCAAAUAAUACAAGAGUUUGGGAUGCAUGGAGGGAACAUGUGGCGAAACAGGUGUUGAGUAAAGAGAAAAACAAAUAUUUUGGGUCAUAUAAAGAACUCGUGGAGGACUUGGAAGACGAGGAACAGCAGCUCCUGAAACAACUACUUGCAGACGCCGAGUACGGUUACAGAUGUUACCAGGUGUCGUUAGAGACCUGUAGCUCACCCUAG